This is a messenger RNA of Knipowitschia caucasica, 357 nucleotides long. The record is from the annotation of a GenBank genome assembly. NCBI's taxonomy places the organism in Eukaryota, Metazoa, Chordata, Actinopteri, Gobiiformes, Gobiidae.
AUGUCAGGCUCCGGAUCUGGAUCAGGGUCCGAAUACGAGGAGGGGGAGUUGGUGAAGCCCUACGAGGAGGAUGCCCAGUCCUCCCACUCCCAGGACGCGGGGCAACGCGAGGACGGAGGGGUGCAGGGCGGCCCUAGUUUCUUCUUCGACAGACCUCGGUGGGGACCAGUCUACAGGCGGAGGGUUGUGUGGAGAGGUGUUGGCGCUCUUGGGAGAGGCGGCCUGGUCACCUCUGCAGUGAGGAUUGGCGCUCUUGGGAGAGGCAGCCUAGACCCUUCUGCAGUCUGCUUUACUUUUGGGAAUUCGCUGGCCCUCUUGGGAGAGGUGGCCCCGCAUCCCUUUCUCUAUGGCUCGUAG